CUGCGCACAGUCAGCCACGGUCCCAUCCUGCUCCGCGCCGGUCAACGAGAGCAAACCCAGUGACUCACGUCCGCCGUGCUAGCUCCUCGCUAGCUCUUCCCCUCACACACGCUCACACCCGGCUCGAGAUGGCGGCGGCGGCGGCGGCGGCGGCAGGGGACUCGGACUCCUGGGACGCGGACGCGUUCUCCGUGGAAGACCCAGUGCGGAAGGUGGGGGGCGGCGGCGGCGGCACUGCCGGCGGGGACCGCUGGGAAGGCGAGGACGAGGACGAGGACGUCAAGGAUAACUGGGAUGACGAUGAUGAUGAAAAAAAAGAGGAAGCAGAAGUAAAACCAGAAGUAAAAAUUUCAGAAAAGAAAAAAAUAGCAGAGAAGAUAAAAGAAAAAGAACGGCAACAGAAGAAAAGGCAAGAAGAAAUUAAAAAGAGGUUAGAAGAACCUGAAGAACCUAAAGUGCUAACACCAGAAGAACAAUUAGCAGAUAAACUGCGGCUAAAGAAAUUACAGGAAGAGUCAGACCUCGAAUUAGCAAAGGAAACUUUUGGUGUUAAUAAUACAGUUUAUGGAAUAGAUGCUAUGAACCCAUCUUCCAGAGAUGACUUUACAGAGUUUGGAAAGUUACUAAAAGAUAAAAUUACACAAUAUGAAAAAUCACUAUAUUAUGCCAGUUUUUUGGAAGUCUUAGUUCGAGAUGUGUGUAUUUCAUUGGAAAUUGAUGACUUGAAAAAAAUUACCAAUUCACUGACUGUGCUUUGCAGUGAAAAACAGAAGCAGGAAAAGCAAAGCAAAGCCAAAAAGAAGAAGAAAGGUGUGGUUCCUGGAGGGGGAUUAAAAGCCACCAUGAAAGAUGAUCUGGCAGAUUAUGGUGGUUAUGAUGGAGGAUAUGUACAAGACUAUGAAGACUUCAUGUGACAUUUUAUCUUUUCUUGGUAUCAUCUUUAUGUUGCCCACAAUCCCUUGACCAUGUAGCACAACUUCCUUUCCUUUCAGUUCUGCCAAAUGCUACAAUCAGAAGUGCAGUAUAUUUUGUGCUGGUUAUUUAACCCCUUGACACUUAGGUGCUAAUGUGCAAAUGAGGGAACUUGGAUCUUGCUGCCAAGGGGUUAAAAUUGGAACCUAAGUUGCUACUAAAUCAUAGUUCAAAACAAACCUAAUAAUGUUGUCAUUGUUGCUAUCUGAUUUCAUAGCAGCAGUCACUAAAUAAAUUGGAAACAUAAAGGUUGCAACAUGACAAAAAAACUGUGUAGUAUUUACCAGCACCAUUCAGUAAUACAGCCUUAACCAUACCUCCUUGAACUACUUCGUAACUUGUCAAGAAAAGCAGUUUGCAGCAAGGGCAUGUGGUGUGCACCUAGUAUUAAAAUUGCUUUGUCUUAAAAUUGAACAUGAGGACAUUAAAAAUACAUUGUGAAGAAGACUGUCUAUCUCAGAGUGAAGACACUGCGGCUGAAAAGCACUAGUUUGAUAUAAAAUUAAAAUGACCAAAACCCUCCAGCUUUGAAGCUAAAGAAGGUAACCUUUCCAUUAUUGCAUUACAUGUUGUGGAAUCUCUUGAGUGCAAAGACUGUCUAGUUAUUUAUCAGGCUAUUUCUACUGAUGAAGUGCUUCAGGUGGGGGAGGGAAACUUAAAUUUUUAUUUGACUGAUUUAAGUGUCUGAGAAACAAAUCUUUGUUCUCUUAGGCUGCAACGGAACAACUUUACCAGGGUUUUGGCAUUUCCUUUCCUUUAUAAAACAUGCUCAGCAAACUGCACCAGUUAACUACAGUUUGGUAAAUUGUUAUGUUAACAAUUAUGACAUCUGCAAUGUUUUAUAAAGCAACUAAUUUAAUAAAAUCACUAUUGUGAGGACUUAAAUUUUGUGUUACCUCCCAAGAGAUACUUUUUGAGAGUACAGAACACAGCUCUUGGGCUACAGCUCUCUACAUACUUAAUAAAUGCUUGACAUAGUUACAGCUUUAAAAC
This is a messenger RNA of Piliocolobus tephrosceles (Ugandan red Colobus), 1965 nucleotides long. RefSeq names its product eukaryotic translation initiation factor 3 subunit J. Lineage: Eukaryota; Metazoa; Chordata; Mammalia; Primates; Cercopithecidae. The transcript is spliced from 8 exons. Gene Ontology annotation, molecular function: translation initiation factor activity. Bases 129 to 914 code for a protein of 261 amino acids. Gene Ontology annotation, cellular component: eukaryotic translation initiation factor 3 complex; cytoplasm. The record is from RefSeq and is a predicted model, not a curated record.